AUGUACUUACUGGGGCUGCUGCUGGUAAUGCUGCAGUUACCACCUCUGUCUAUCCAAAAUUCAAACCCCUCAGAGACCAAUGUUGCCAUGGGGAAAGUGAUCCUUUCUGCCCUGGAGAAAGCCACCUCCUAUUUGGAGAAGAGAUACAGGGAAUUUAAUCUGGAUUCAUUGGUGGGAUUUUUGAUGCUAAAAGCUAACUGGAGUCUGGAAAAAUGGGCCCAUGACUCUGCCCUGAAACCCUUGACCUUGAGUGUUGAGGAAAUACAAAAGUUGUCACUAAUCAUCCCCAGAGCCAAAGUUUUCCUCAAAAUUGUUGACUUCAAAUACUUAAAAGAAUUCCAAGAGACUCUACAGCCAGAGUUUUGGAAGCUUCCUCAUUCAUGGAGUCACACAAACUCCUCCAUGAUCUACUCUAAGUUUAACAACUCAAAUCCUUUUCCAGCAAAAUCAAGUGAUUCGUGCAUGACACUGUUACUAGGAACCAUAGAGAAGAGUGGACAGACCUGCAGAGUCACUGACUACUGCGUGGAACUCGUGACUGCACCUGGCAGAAGUGGUGAAGAGCUGGUAAAACAACUCUCCUACUUCCUAAUAGCCAAAAUGAAAGAAUGCUCAAGCGAUCUGUUCCUCCAAUCAAAAUACUACAUGGACAUCUUUUGUGCUAACAUGAUGGAAUGGAACUUGAAAAUAGAAAAAAAUGGAUUCUCGUUCCAAAAUAAAAAUAUCUUCAUGACACAUAUCAUGCUCUGUGGAUUUUCUGGGUACUCAGAUUUCUACAAGAUCCCUUGGAUUAAGACUAUUCUCAAAUGGCAUAAUUCUGAGGAAGGAUGCUAUUGGAAGAUUUGUAAAUAA
Phascolarctos cinereus (koala) is the source of this 852-nucleotide messenger RNA. Lineage: Eukaryota; Metazoa; Chordata; Mammalia; Diprotodontia; Phascolarctidae. The record is from RefSeq and is a predicted model, not a curated record.